GCGGUGGAGCAGCGGCAGGAGCCGGGUCCGAAUCGGAGCGGCCACAGCCUGGGGCGUGUGCGCCCCGCGCGGAGCGGGCUCGGGUUCCCCACGGAAUGUCCCCGGGGCGCCCCGCGCGCUGACCCCCCAGCCGCCUCCGCCUUCGGCGCCUGCUGCCUCUCUCGGGCGGGCUCGGUGUUCGGGACUGCAAGCUUCCCGGCUCCUGGGCAGUGGGGAAGCCCCCGGGGGCGGGUGACCUCAGCUGGCCACAACCUAGUCCUCCCCCGUGCGUAUCUCGCUUAAGAUGGCAGCGGAGUCAGGGGAACUAAUCGGGGCUUGCGAGUUCAUGAAAGAUCGAUUAUAUUUUGCUACUUUAAGGAAUAGACCAAAAAGCACUGUAAAUACCCACUAUUUCUCCAUCGAUGAGGAGCUGGUCUAUGAAAAUUUUUAUGCAGAUUUUGGACCUCUGAACUUGGCAAUGGUGUACAGAUACUGCUGUAAACUAAACAAGAAACUGAAAUCAUACAGUUUAUCAAGAAAGAAAAUAGUGCACUACACCUGUUUUGAUCAACGGAAAAGAGCAAAUGCGGCAUUUUUGAUAGGUGCUUAUGCCGUAAUCUAUUUAAAGAAGACACCAGAAGAAGCCUACAGAGCACUCCUAUCUGGCUCAAACUCCCCCUACCUUCCGUUCAGGGAUGCUUCCUUUGGAAAUUGCACUUAUAAUCUCACCAUCCUCGACUGUUUGCAGGGAAUCAGAAAGGGAUUACAACAUGGAUUUUUUGACUUUGAGACAUUUGAUGUGGAUGAAUAUGAACAUUAUGAGCGAGUUGAAAAUGGUGACUUCAACUGGAUUGUUCCAGGAAAAUUUUUAGCAUUUAGUGGACCACAUCCAAAAAGCAAAAUUGAAAAUGGCUAUCCUCUUCACGCCCCUGAAGCCUACUUUCCUUAUUUCAAAAAGCAUAACGUGACGGCAGUCGUGAGGCUGAACAAAAAGAUUUAUGAGGCGAAGCGCUUCACGGACGCGGGCUUUGAGCAUUACGACCUCUUCUUCAUAGACGGCAGCACGCCCAGCGACAACAUCGUGCGGAGGUUCCUGAACAUCUGCGAGAACACAGACGGGGCGAUCGCGGUUCACUGCAAAGCUGGUCUUGGAAGAACAGGGACGUUGAUAGCCUGUUAUGUCAUGAAACAUUACAGGUUUACACAUGCUGAAAUAAUUGCUUGGAUCAGAAUUUGCCGGCCAGGCUCCAUUAUAGGACCCCAGCAGCACUUCUUGGAAGAAAAACAGGCAUCGUUAUGGGUCCAAGGAGACAUUUUCCGAUCCAAGCUGAAAAAUAGACCAUCCAGUGAAGGAAAUAUUAAUAAAAUUCUUUCUAGCUUGGAUGAUAUGUCUAUAGGUGGAAACUUAUCUAAAAUACAAAACGUGGACAGAUUUGGAGAGAAUAAUUUAGAAGAGGAUGAGGAUGUGGAAAUGAAAAACAGUAUAACCCAGGGAGACAAACUACGUGCCUUAAAAAGUCAGAGGCAGCCACGCUCCUCACCAUCCUGUGCAUUUAGGUUGGAUGAUAUGAAAGGGCACCCAAGAGCAGUGUCCCAGCCUAUCAGAUUGACUUCGUCCCCACAAGGAUCUGCAACUACUUUGAAGACCUCGAAAGUGGCUUUGUCCCCUUCAGCAACAGCCAAGAGGAUAAACAGAGGUUCUUUGUCCUCGGGUGCCAGUGUAAGAAGCUUUUCCAUAAACUCCCGGCUAGCCAGUUCUCUAGGCAACUUGAAUGCCGCGACACAGGAGCCAGAGAACAAAAAGGCCUCCUCGUCCUCUAAGGCGGGUUUCGUAGCCAGUCCACUCACCAACCUCUUGAACGGCAGCUCCCAGCCGCCCGCCAGAAAUUACCCUGAGCUCAACAACAACCAGUACAGCAGAAGCAACAACAGCAGCGGGAGCACCCUGAGCAGCCAGCCGAGCCCCCACAGCGUCAAGACGGAGGAGCACCCCACCCUCCUCCGGCCCUCGUACACCGGCCUCUCUUCUUCCUCAGCGAGAUUCCUGAGCCGUUCGAUCCCCUCCCUUCAGUCUGAAUAUGUUCAUUACUAAGCCCCCGCCACUCCGGUGAAAGCGCUCCGCUCCUAGACACCAGGUCUUCAUCUGGACAAGCAAUGCAGAGAGAGAGAGCGAGCGAGCAGCUGCUUGUCGGAGGAGUCUUUCUGCCUUCCCGCCUUAAAUGAAGGAGAGCGCUAACAUAAGACCUUCAAGAGACUUGAAACCAGAAAAACUCUGGCUAAUGACUACACUAAAUGCACUGAAACUAGGUUUAUGGAGCUGUCAACACUCAGACAGUUAUAACGUUGAAUUUGGUAUCUUGAAAGGUUAUUUUUAAUGUAUUUCAGUAAUACAUCUAUUAUUACAAUUACAUGUACAGUGUUACAUUAUGUAUGUAUUGUGAACUUUAAGAGACUAUUUUGAUAAAUUUAUACAUAUAUAAAAUUAUGGAAAAACUAGACUAUAUUUUGACUUAGAUUUUUCUUGCUGUUUGCUACCAAAAAUUUGUAUUUUGAAUUUGUUUAGUAUGGUUUUGUCUACAACGAAUACAAUAAUUCCUCUUUAUGAAGAAAGAGUAAGGGAGAAAGUUUUUAGAAAGUGAUUUUUAUGUUCCCAUUCUGAACAGGGCAUAUCAGUUCAUCCUUUUGGGGAGUCAGUCAAAUAUGAUGAGUUUAUCCAAGCUGAUCCCUGGGGAGAGGAGGUUGAUUGGUUGAUAGGACUUAUUUCGACUACUUCUUUUCCCUUUGUUUUUGUUGCCGAGCCAUUUCAUUUCUCAUCCUUGGGGGGCUUUAAAAAAAUUUAACAUCCAGUUGGAGAUCAGAACUCCCUGAAUGUUUCUCCUGAAAACACAGCUUGUCUCUGUGUGAAAUAACUCAACAUUCCAAAUGCUUUUAUUUCUCUCCUCGUCUCACAAGAGCCCUGACCCCAGUUAGGACAUUCCACGCUUGGUACGAGGUUGUUGUCUGUAAGCACACACGGUCUGGCACCUGUUUUAAAUCAAUGAAGAGAGAAAACUGGGGGGGUGGGGGGAGAUGCUGCUAAGUAGUUCUCUGUAUCAAAGGAGAUAUGUUUGAAACAGAUGACGAACACCUACCACACAAGCUAGCGUAUCAGAAGCCUGACAUGAGAAUGAAGGGACUCCUUACAGGUGUUCAGGGCCCAUUUAUUGAGUAGAAUCUUUUGUUUUGGCCUCAGAAGCCCAGAGGCUUCAUUUCUCUGGGCAGCUGGGAAGCCUUCGAUGCUAAUUUUUUCCCAUGCUGCCUCAGAAGACACCUCACACAGUUAAAUGGAUCCACAUGAAGUGCUCUCCUUGCCACCACUGAGUUAUUUAUAAUCUGUUUAUUUGUGGGGGGAAGGGGGUACCUGGAGGCCAUUACACAUACUUCAGCAAAACAUCAUGUCCGUGCUUUCCAUUUUAAAAAGGCAUUUGAAUGACUGUUUGGCUCAGGUUCGUGACUUAAACUUCAGUAACUGCAGUACCAAAUAAUUGCACUAAAGCUGACGGAAGAAAAAAUGAAUUGUAUGUUUUAGUAGUCAAAAAUUAAAAUAAGUGGAAUGAAAUCAUAUAGCUUUUCUUAAGCCAGAAUUGUAAAAUAUUUUAUUAUGAGUUGUUAAAAAAGAAAAAAAAAAAGAUCGUUUAGUUGUAUAGGAAGAUGGUAGUAUUUAAAAAAAAUUAUCCGUGGAAAGUAAUUCAGAUGACAUUCGAGAAGUGGGGGAAAGGGAACCAUGUUGACAGUUUGAGUUCUGUGAACGAACACUAAUUUGUGUGCAGCUAUUAAAAUGAUUGUAAAAUUGACUACUAUAAAUUUUCCAUGAUUAUGUGUGUAUAUUAGUCAUAGGUAUCUACAUGUGUAUGUCUUAAAAUGAUCGGUACACAUGUAGAUACUGAGACAAACCAAGAAGUGUAUGUAUAUAAUAUAGAAAGUAUAUAGCAAAGUAAUUCUACUCCAAAAACAAAAAUUGUUGACAUGUAUUUUGUUAUGAAGUUUACCUUCCAAAAGAGAUUUUGUUCUAUUUUAAAGUGUAGAAGAAUGCACUGCUAAUAAAUAAUAAACAUUUUAUGCAAUUUAUGUUUUCCCUGACUUUUAUAAUUUGAAAUUUGAGUUAUCAGUGUACUGAAGUCUCUUUGUAAUUUUAUGUUUGAUCCAAUCUGGUUGGUGCCUUUCAAGUGUCUCAGGCUCUCCAUUCUGGAUUUUUAGUUUAUCUUUCAUUGACUUUCCAGGUUGUGGCCAUUUUUUGAAGUGUAUGACAAUGAGCACAAAGAAAUCUUUGACUUUGCCUUUCGCAAAAGUCGGAUAACGUCAGGAUCUUGCUGUCUUUCUCUCUCUCAUUUUCUUUUCUGUUAAUAAAACACUGAUUGUGAUCCGA
Messenger RNA from Neogale vison (American mink), 4384 nucleotides. It is a transcript of the gene CDC14A, whose product is annotated as cell division cycle 14A. Gene Ontology annotation, molecular function: protein serine/threonine phosphatase activity; protein tyrosine/serine/threonine phosphatase activity. Gene Ontology annotation, cellular component: centrosome; mitotic spindle; nucleolus. NCBI's taxonomy places the organism in Eukaryota, Metazoa, Chordata, Mammalia, Carnivora, Mustelidae. The record is from RefSeq and is a predicted model, not a curated record. The transcript has 16 exons. Gene Ontology annotation, biological process: microtubule cytoskeleton organization; protein dephosphorylation; positive regulation of cytokinesis. The coding region runs from base 284 to 2071 and encodes 595 amino acids.